Molecule: messenger RNA, 3603 nt
Organism: Thecamonas trahens ATCC 50062
Lineage: Eukaryota; Apusomonadida; Apusomonadidae
Exons: 1
Coding region: 70-3222 (1050 amino acids)
Biological process (GO): protein import into nucleus
Cellular component (GO): cytoplasm; nuclear membrane
Source: RefSeq, a predicted model, not a curated record
CGGCCACCCGCCCAGCCUUUGCCUAGCCUACCUCACGCCACCACCACCAGCUCGCUCCACAGACAAGCCAUGGCAGAAGAGGUCGUGUCGCUGGAGGCACUCUCUGCCCACUUUCACCGCCUGCAAGACCCCGAGGCGACGGCGGCCGACCGGACCGAGUCGGACCAAUGGCUGCAGAGGGCGCGGGUGUCGGCGAGUGUGUGGACGGCGGCGUUUGAGGCUCUGUCGAGCACGGGCAUGGAGACUCCGUUUGCGCUCUUUGCUGCGCAGACGCUGAGGUACAAGGUCUUGACUGCCGCACACCAGCUGGAAUCGGUCGAUGAGCGCCUGGAUGUCCGGGCGAGGCUUGUCGGCCUCGUCGUCGAUGCUGCGGCCUCAGUUCCGGGCUCGUCGGUGGAGACGCAGCUGGUGCUGGCGCUUGUUGCGCUGGCGCUGCACAUGGGCCCGGCCGAGUGGCCCGAUGUCAUCUCGGAUGCUGUCACCAUCUUUACCGAGCAGGUGCCGGACAAGGCCGUCGGCACGCACGCGCUUGUUGUCUUCCUCCGCCUCUUCCCCGAGGAGGUGGCCAACACCUCGCUCCUCCUUGAUCCGGCCCUCCAGGCCGAGGCCGAAGACACUUCGCUGGCGCCCGACUCUGCAGCUGCGGUUGUCUCGCUCCUCGGCUCGGUCCUAAGCUCGGCCCCGUCCGAGGCUGCCGCGGGUGCGGUGCUCGAUGCCAUCGCGCAGUGGGUCCGCUACAUGACUGGCGAGGCGCUGGCCGAGUCGGGCGUGGUCGAGGCCAUGUUUGACUCGCUGGCCGGCGUCUCUGCGCGCGGCCCGAUGCUCGAGGGCCUCGCCGCCGUCCUCCUCAGCAUCAUCGAGGUCUCCGAGGUGCUCAUGUCGCACCAGCUCGCUGAUCAGUACGACUCGCUCGCGCCCGAGGAGUACGACGAGAUGCUUGAGAGCCAAGCCGAGUAUGUCGACGUGGUUGGGGCUGUCUUUCCGCGCAUUGUCGCCCUCACCUCGAGCUUUGACGCGAGCGCGCCCAUUGCCGACGUCCUCCUGCGGCUCAUUGUCGAGACCGGCAUCUCAUACCAGUCGUACAUCCAGGUCCUCAACUCGGACGAGACAAUGGCGUACGCCUCGUUCAUGGUCGAGCUCCUCACCGUGGACGACGAGGAUGUGACCUCGUCGGUCCUCCACUUUUGGCGCAUUUUCAUCGACUCGCUCGGUGGCGCCAUUGCGCACGACAGCAUCAACGUGACUGAGCAGCUCGGCGAGCGGUACAAUGACCUCUUCCGCACCCUCCUCUCGUACGUCGUCAUCCGCAACGCCCUACAUCUAGCGUCGCACCGACUCGAGCCGCAGCUCGCCGCCGCUGGGCGCAAUGCUGAGAUCUCGUCGUCGUCCGAGGCCAUCGUCGCCGCCAUCGCCGACGUUGCGUCGGCGGGUGUCGUUCUCGGCUGGCUCACUGAGCUCUGGGCCGAGCAUGCUAAUGCCGACAGCAGCGCUGCCGCAGCGCCAACUGCUGGCCAGCCGUGGCAGCUGCUGUACUCGCCCGGGGCGGCGAGCCUCGAGCCGCGCCUCCUGCGCUCGCUCCUUGCCUGCCUCGCGGCUCUUGGGCCCUCGGUCUACCCGUCCGAGACUACGCUUGUCGGCGCGCUGUUCUUCUCGCUCGAUGCAGAGUGCCUCGCCGCAAGCGCCGAGAUUAUCGAAGCCAUGCUCGCGGUGGUCGCCGCCUUUCCGCACUGGCUCAAGGCGCAUCCGCAAGCCAUCGAGGCUGUCCUCAACUAUCUCCUUGCCGCGCUCGAAACGUCGAACGCCGGCGUCAACCAGGCCGCCGCCGCCGCCCUCAACUCGCUCUGCAUGCGAGCUCAGGAAGUGAUGCGGCCGUCGUUUGACGCGCUCCUUACCCUCUUCACUCGCCUUGUGAGUCAGCCGCUCGCGGCGUCAGGCACACUCGGCGACCUCGACGACUACACUGCUGGCACCAUCACCUUUGCGCUCGCAGCCGUGGCCGCGAUCAUGGAGCCGAGACCGGCGCUUGCCGCGCUCGACGCGCUCCUCUCGCCUCUCAUUGCUCCGCUGGCGGCGAUCACCGACAUGGUCGAGUCGGGAGAGGCGGGCGCGGUCGACGCGGCGCGGACCGGCAUCAACCUGAUCCACCGGCUGGCGCUCGGCAUCCACCGCUCGCGUGGGCAGGCGACCAACUUUGCGGCUUCUGGCCUCGCCACGCCAGCGGCCACCAUUCUCGAGCGGACCGGAGGCGUGCUGCACCGUCUCGCUGCUGCCGCCUUUGCCGCUCGCUCGGCCGCCGGCCUGGACCUCCUUGCCGCCUCGUUGCGGCUACUGCAAGUGCUGAUGAAGGCGUCACCGCUGGCGGCGUUUGACCUCGUCCGCGCCACCGUCGAGGUGCUGAACGAGCCGCUCGGUGAGGUAUACGAGUUCCUCAACGUGGUAUUCGAUGUAUACGCACCGGUCGUCGAUCUCGCCUCGCCGCAACGGGCGCUGAUGGACGAGCACGCUGGCGGAGAGCUUGCCGACGACGAUGCAAGGGCCAUUGCCGUGUUUGUGGCCGGCGCUUUCUUUGGUGCCUCGUCGCAACUGCUUGCGCUGUGCGCGCCAGAUCCGUUUGCUCUCUCACCGGCUUGGGACGGCGACCGACUUGUGGGCCACGGCACGAGCAUCAUGGUCUACUGCGACAUCUUCAUGCUGUUCUUUGUCAAUCUCCUCACAUACUUUGACUCGGACGACGGGGCAGCGCUGGUGCGGGCGGUCACCUCGCUCGCCCUCGAGCUUGUGGUCACCGACUGGCCAAGCCUCGCCACCCAGGGCCUCGCGGUCAUCGAGACCCUUUUCCAGUACACUGCGGGCCCGGAAGCCGAGAGCUAUCUCGAGUCGAUGCCAUCGGAAGCGUUCUACCACCAGCUCCUUGUUCCGCUGGCAGGGGAGAUCGGCCCGGCCGCUGUUGCCGCCGCCCUCCACUGUGUCUUCUUUGUCACCGGCGGUGCGGCACGGGUCGAGGACCUUAUCGAGCAGAUGUACUACUCGCAGCGCGACCAGUUCCAGGCCUGGCUCCACGCUGCGCUCGCCAAUGUCGACGACCUCUUGCUCACCACUGACGACAAGCGCCGGAUCAUGACCAGCCUCUUUGAUGCACACCUCCCGUCGCGGCCGGUCUCCAAGAUCUUCUCCGACUUGGGCGCCCUCGUCGCCGCGCGCUCGGCCUCGGCGCCACGGUAGUCUUUCUAAUCGUCACCCUCGUCGUCGAGGAGGACAAUGUUGGCGACACGCGUGCCCUGAAACGCCAGAUGCCGCUCGCCAACGAGUCGGCGGAGCCGGAGCUGGAUGCGCGGCCCUGCGCGCGCCAGCGCUAGCAGCUCGUCACCAGCCUCGGCGCUCACCAUCAGCGUGGUCGGCAAGCUCGCCUCGUCGGCACCUCCAACCCCGAUCAUGUCGAUGAAUUCGGCGUCGCCGGGCGAGUUAGCCACAAACAGCAGCUCGGCACCGAGUUGGGCGCGGGCUUGGGCAGCCUUGUCGACAAAGGUGCAUCCGCCGCGCCGCGCCAACGCCGUGCCCACCGAGCCGGGUCGCGGCGCGCAGGUAAAGUCCACCGUAGGCACG